Molecule: messenger RNA, 1786 nt
Organism: Phytophthora sojae
Lineage: Eukaryota; Oomycota; Peronosporomycetes; Peronosporales; Peronosporaceae
Exons: 3
Coding region: 1-1689 (562 amino acids)
Molecular function (GO): DNA binding
Source: RefSeq, a predicted model, not a curated record
AUGUGCCGAGAUCUGUCAUACAGCGCGCAAGAUGCGUGCUCCGCGCGCAGACGAGGCGGCUCUUUUCUGGCUGGACAGGAGGGUUCCCUGCUCGAAAACGCACAUACACUUGGGAGGUGUAUGCUGCCCAGCGUUGGCGGCGACUUCAUCGACGCGCUCUCUGCUGAGCGAGCUGCAACGAGCAGAUACGUAUCAUUCGCCACGUGCCGCCCCGCACAGCUACUGGCGCUGCCCACUGCACUCUCGUCGGCGCCGCCGCCGCCAUCUGCUCUUGGGCCGGCGGAUCAGCAGCCCAAGAGCUCAAGACUCUUUCAGGCCGUUUUUGAGCGAGUUUUUUUUGCACCCCAUACAAACUGGGCUAGGGGCGUGAGCGAGAGGGGCCGCUGGCCCCCCGUUCGCGCAACUCGCCGCACCCUCUGCGGGCAACCCCCGGAAGGACAACGAUUCUCCCUCUGGCUCGCUAUUCUGCAAUUCGCCGCAAAGAUCGCAAGCAGCGUUGGCGCACCCAUGUCGGAGUACUCGGAGAUGGCGCACAAGCAGAUGGCCAACGCGCCCGGCAGCGCCGUGAACGAGAGCUACAACCCGGCGUACCAGCCCGGGCCGAUGCCCGUGCCGAUGCUGCCGCGCCUGCAGGUGCCGCCCUUCGCGCUCACGCCGCAGCCCACGCCCGCCUGGAAGCUGCCGCAGGAGCAGCCCGCGCCGCGCAUGAGCGUGUCCAACCUUCUGUCCGGCAGCUUCCGCAGUCGCAACGCGCAGCCGCCGCCGCAGCAACAGGCGUCGCUGCUCACGCCCCCGUCGCCCCCGCAAGCGCCCGCCCCGGCCCCGCGUCGUCUGCCCAGUUUCGCUGACAUCCUGGCGCGAACGAACCUCCUGCACCUCGUGGGCAGGUCGAGCGAGCCCACUGAGGCCCCCGCUCCCGCCAUGGAGGCGCCGAUGGAGGAGGUGCAGAUGCAGCAGCAGCAGCAACAGCCGGAGCAGAUGAUGACGCCCAUGUACCAACAGCAGCAGCUGCCGCAGCCGCCGAUGAUGAUGAUGCAGCCCAUGGAAGGCAGCUACACGGCGUACGCGCCGCCCCGCGUGGACACGAACGUGAGCAUGGACACGUCGUCCAACAUGGGCGACGAGCUGCAGAGCCCCAUGGGCGCGGCGUCCCCCGUGAGCCAGACGAGCGAGACCAACAAGCGGCGCGAGCGCUGGACGGAGGACGAGCACGCGCGCUUCAUGGAGGGCCUGAACCGUUACGGUCGCAAGUGGAAGAAGAUCCAGACCUUCGUCAAGACCAAGACGGCCGUGCAGGUGCGCACCCACGCGUACGGCUACUUCGCCAAGCUGCUGCGCAACAUGCCCGAGGACGACGCGAUCUGGGAGCUCGCGGAGGAAAUGAGCUCCCUGCCCGGCGCGGUGCUGAAGGGUCCGGGCAACGGCAAGCGCCGCAACGAGCCCAAGACGGACGAGGCCGGCAUGGAAGUGCUCCGCCGCUUCGUGUUCUCCAAGAAGAAGUCGGAGGACAAGAAGCAACUGCCGGCGCCCAGCGAGGCGGGUGAGGACCGCGAGAACGUAGAGAUGGCCGAGUCGACGCCCUCCAACGCCAACUCGCAGGCGCCCACGGGCUCGUGGAGCUCCACGCAGCGGUGGAAGGCCGACGACUCGGACGCGCUGCUGGAGAUCAAGCGCCAGCGCCUGAAUUAAGUAGUAUAUUUUUGCGGCCCCCAUGAGUUAAUUGUAGGCACCAGGAUAAUAGGACAUCGGCAGUGUAUAAAAAAACGAUAUACACUCGGCAAACGCU